Molecule: messenger RNA, 696 nt
Organism: Letharia columbiana
Lineage: Eukaryota; Fungi; Ascomycota; Lecanoromycetes; Lecanorales; Parmeliaceae
Exons: 1
Coding region: 1-696 (231 amino acids)
Molecular function (GO): protein binding
Source: RefSeq, a predicted model, not a curated record
AUGUCUCCAACGACCAUCUCCACCAUCCCAGAAGAGCUCCGCCAAGAAAUCAUCAGCUACCUCAACUACGACGACGCCUGGUCCCUGAAAAAAACAUCCACCCUCUUCUAUCGCGUCGUCGAAAUUCCAACCAUCAAAAGUUUCCUAGCUUACCCAUACGGGCCGUCGUUAGGCAUGCUCGAGGAAUGGCAAAUCAUACCGCAAGGCUAUGAAACGUGCUUCUACUGCAACCGCCUCCUGCAGAAGGAACAUUUCAGCCGCUUCCAGCGCCAUCUAACGGCAGCCAGACACCACACGCUCUGCUUCAACUAUGCCACCUGGAACCCAGCGCAACACUACUGUCUCGACUGCGGCGUCAGACAUCACCACUACCCAGGCGGCAAGAGAAUCUACGUCGGUUUCGGAGAUCCCGGAUACAAAGACGAAGCCGUCAUGCCUUGCGAACAUUGCGGUACCCUGGUCGACUACGAGCCAUGGGAUUUCAGAUUCUGUCCCGAGUGCAAUGGACUCCUUGGCGCCGACGAACUUAGGUCCCGAUGGAUUCACAACACAUCCUCAUCGGACUCGCAUCUGGAAACGGAGGUUGCAGGUCAUGAGAACCAGUCUGAAGAAGUCACGGAGCCUGAGAGCAAGGCUCAUGAGGAUGCUGAACCGGGGUCUUUGUUGGCUUUGAUAGGCGAGCGUCUGCUCUUCUAA